Wasmannia auropunctata (little fire ant) is the source of this 974-nucleotide messenger RNA. RefSeq lists its product as uncharacterized. Lineage: Eukaryota; Metazoa; Arthropoda; Insecta; Hymenoptera; Formicidae. Bases 103 to 492 code for a protein of 129 amino acids. The record is from RefSeq and is a predicted model, not a curated record. The transcript has 4 exons.
GCCGUGUUAUUAUCAUUGACGCGACGAUACUCGAGCCUACAGCGGCGCAAAGCCGCUCCCGUGUGUGUUGCUUCAUUUACCUAUCGGAAUCGCAUCAAGUACAUGCCAGAACGUGCCUGGGCAACGCCUGCAGAAACGCGAGCAAAAGGGUCUUCCCUUCCUUUGAGCACUAUGACGAUAUGGAUAAUCCGAGGGUGCUCCAAAACUUUCGCGGCUCGUGCAUUUCGAGAAAAUGCGCCGCGAAAUUCCCGCGGGUGCGAUUCGUUGCACGGAAACGGCGACCGACGCUGUUGGCAUGCGGGUACAGUCCGUCGCGAAAAUAGACGGUUUAACCAAACGUGGCUCUUCGGGGAUUGGAAAGCGCUUCCAAGAGGGCGUCAGAAGCAUUCGAGGGCUUUCAAUUACGGUAAAAUGCACGGCGCGGGACGGUUUCACGGGGAACAGUGCAAAUUGGAUUGCGCCGUACAUAAGUAUUCAACAAAUGAAAAUUGAUUCUGACGCGUUGCCAUUAAUAACCGCGAGGCGCAUUGCGACCGUCAUUUAAUGAAUGCAAGAACGCCGAAACCGGCGGAGUACUGUAGUGUAUUUGUCAUAUUAGAGAAGUCAGGAUAGACACCGCCCGUUAAAAGCACUUUACUGUUUCGCUAAUUCCAUUUAUUAAUACAAUAAUAUGGUUUGGCCACUAUUUAAAUUCGGUCCAACGAGACACGGCCGCCGCCGAUUCCUCCAUCAACCGAAUUUCCACGAUACCCGUUUUAAUCCUGUUUUUCAAAGUAAACAUCAAUACCCAAAGUGCUUUCAUAACGUUUACGCGUUUAUCAGGCGCGGAUACAUAUGAUCGAUCCGAUAGAUUGAAUAAUGCCUCCGAUAUAACGCUGUACGAUUAACCGCCGCGCGUGUACGGCAUUUGUAUCUUGUUUAACUAAUCUGAUACGCAUAACGCGAAAAUAUGUGGCAGGAAUGCGAUUUUUCAU